Paramecium pentaurelia is the source of this 1738-nucleotide messenger RNA. Lineage: Eukaryota; Ciliophora; Oligohymenophorea; Peniculida; Parameciidae. The record is from the annotation of a GenBank genome assembly.
AAUGAAAUAAAGACCAAGACAGAUCGAUGCAUCAAAGCCAGUGCUCACCGUAAGCACUUUGGAAGCAUUCAACAAUGCUGAAGGACAAGAAACAGAUAUUAAAAACACAGAAUAAAUCAUUACUCCUGAUUAGCUCAUAAAAGAGAAGUAAAAUUACAUAUAUCUAUUUAAUUACUAAAAGAGGACUUCAAGGAAACAGAAUUCACCUUUCUUAAAUGUGAAUUCUCUUCCUUGCUCCUCUAUACCUGCCUUAUUUAUUUUUAUAUUAUACUCAUUAUUAUUUAGACCUAAAUAAUUUGAAGAGCCCUCACUCAAAUCCCAACUUCCAUCAAGAUGUCGUGAAGAUUACAUAGUAUAUAAGGCGCCUGUAUAUCCAGAUGCUACUACUUACGAAUUAACUGACGAAGAUGUUCAUUUUCUUUCAACCAUCAAUGAGAAGCUACAAACUCCCAUUACUAUAGAUGACUUUGAAAUAUAUCUUGCACUUCUUGAUGCUAAGAGUGGCAAAGAUGUUGAAAUAGAUUUUAGUGAAUUUCUAAAAUUGAAACCCAAUUUACCAAAAACAAUAAAUCAAUAAAGUAUUGCUCUCUAAGAAUAGCUAUAUACUUAUUUUAAGAAACAGAGACAACACUUCUCUCGUUCACUUACAAGAUUCCUAAUGCAUCCAUAUUAUGAGGAUAGUAAUCCUCAUUUAGCUUUUCGUCCUAGAACAUAACCUAUGGAUAGAACUAUGAAAUUAAGAAGAGGUAAUGCCUAAAACACAAGAGGAGUCAAUGAAAUGGAAAAUUUGGGUUAAAAGAUAGUAUUGUUAAAAAAAGAUCUUUUGCUUGUUUCAAAUAUCAUAGAUUAGAGUAUUUAGAGAGAAAAAGCUAUGGAAAUUGAAAGGAGAUUAAAUUUUUGUAAAUUCAUUAAAGAAUUUUUUGAUUCAUCCAAAAAAGAAAAGGAUAAUAAUACAGAAAUUAGAUUAUGGCCUAAAGAUUGUUUUGUUAGGGAAUGUUUAGAUAAAUGUUCAAUUAAUAUUGUUGAAAGAGCUGAUGAGAUGUUUGAUAAUAUUUCAAAAGAAAUUCUUUAAUGGAGAGAAUUAAAUGAAUAAUAAAAAAAAGAAAAAUUAAGAAAAGAAGAUUAGAUUCUUAAAUUUGAAAAAUAAAUUGAAGAAUUAAUUGUAGAAAAAUUAAAAUUCGAAGAAAAACCACCUGUUAUUGCACCCACAAUAAUCCCAUAACCUUUAUAACCCUAAUUGCCAUAAAUCCCUGUGAUUCCUUAAGAACCUCCAGAUGAGAAGAUGGAAAGUGUAGCCAGAUUUCUAGCAACUUUAUAUUUAGAAGCAAGAAAAUAUCAAUUAACUUUUGAUUAAGUGUUAUCAGAUUCUUUUCCAAUUUAUAAAAUUUAGAAUCCUCAGCAAUAAGUCAAUUCAAAAAGUAUAUUUCCUUUUUCAUUGAUGCAAAUUGAAGGGAAUGACAUUAUAUAUAAAGUUAGAAAGGAUAGUUAUUUAGAAAGAAAGCCUACUGCUUAUUGGGAGAGUUAUUAAGAUUAACAAUUAACCAGUACAUUAUAUUAUUAGCAUCAAUAUUUUAAAGAGAAAGUCAAUGAUAUUAUGGAGAUGGCAGAUAUGGAUUAAAUGGUUUAUGCUUAAGGAGUAGAUGAUGAAAAAUUGGAUGAAGAGGAAAAAUUAUUUAAGAAAAAAGUCAAGAGUGGUUCAACCAGAGUAACAGGUACAAAUGGUGGACAAUUAAAGUGA